AUGUCGGAUACACCGAACAAAGAGCAAUCCGAAGAACCAAAACCUGAGGUCAAGUUUACAAUGGCUGAUGACGAUGAGGAAGAUCAUGAGCAGCCAGAGCAAGUUCCUGAGCAUAUAGAGACCGAGCAGGUCGAGGAUGAAGCUGAGGAAUCGACUCAAGACAUGCACUUCGAAAAGGAUUCAUUCAAACGUUUCGAGAUGUUGCUCAAAAAAACCGAAAACUUCUCGCAUUGUCUUAGCUCAGGUGAUAUCGAAGCUGUUUCGCGUAAGUGA
Messenger RNA from Anisakis simplex (herring worm), 273 nucleotides. Lineage: Eukaryota; Metazoa; Nematoda; Chromadorea; Rhabditida; Anisakidae. The record is from the annotation of a GenBank genome assembly.